This is a messenger RNA of Hemibagrus wyckioides, 2784 nucleotides long. RefSeq lists its product as uncharacterized. Gene Ontology annotation, biological process: regulation of autophagy. NCBI's taxonomy places the organism in Eukaryota, Metazoa, Chordata, Actinopteri, Siluriformes, Bagridae. Bases 1289 to 2050 code for a protein of 253 amino acids. The record is from RefSeq and is a predicted model, not a curated record. The transcript is spliced from 3 exons. Gene Ontology annotation, cellular component: mitochondrion.
CACACACAGACACACACAGACACACACACACACAGACACACACAGACACACACAGACACACACAGACACACACACACACACACACAGACACACACAGACACACACACACAUUUCUGAGUGGAAUGAGAGCAAUCAGCUGUAGUUUUAUUUCUGUCUAAGUUUGCCCUGCAAUCAUAAGCCUCCGGGGCAAGUAUUAAUAUAGACACAAGGCAACAUGGCUACAUCCUCAUUAACCUGAGGUAAGGCUGUCACUCAUAAGGCUCAGGAUAAUAUCUUGAAAAUGACAGGAGUUAAAGGCAAAAUUUUAGAUUUAAAAUGGCUUCCGGUAAAGACUACGCUUAGAAGCUGUAAAAAAAAGUGAUAAUCGCUUGAACCAACAUAAGAGGCACAAGAAUUUUGAUCUCAGUCUGGAAACAAAUGAUCUAAUAAUCCUGCGCAUUAAGUGUAACGACUCUCUAGCUUACGGCUGACGAAACAAAAAGCACUGACUGGUCGCUGACUAAUGUUCCCAAAAGCAUCUUAAGAUCUUAGAGGGCUAGAGAAUGUAACGCUGAUCUUAACGAUGAUCUUUGUGCUUUUACGAAACUCAGCCCUGAUCCGAUGCGUCAGUCGUCAUCUUUUAAUACAAUGACAAAGCCUUUUCUCUCUUUUAUUCUCCUACGCCUCAACCUCGUCUUAAUCCUCCUACUGGCUGGCCUCAUCCCUCGCUUGCUCCCUCCCUCCCUCCCUCCCUCCCUCCCUCUAUCAACACUCUCCUCUCCUCGCAUCAGCCGAAUCCAUUUUGCAAAUGAUUGUGCACAGCUACGGGGACGGGAAUGAACCGGUGGUGCUAUUUUUAGCCCAAGCUGAAGGAGGGUGGAGGAAGCGAGCGAGUGAGAGAAAGAGAGAGAGAGAGAGAGAGAGAGAGAGAUUGAGAGUGCAGGAGAGUGCAUACGUGGGGAAGAAAGAGAAGGAGAGUGAGGAGGGGGAAAGCGUUGUUUUUCCUCGUGGAUCAGCAGUUGAGUGCUGGGCUGUGGCAAGGAGCAGUGGCAGCUGUGAAGAACCAGGAGAGAAGAGGAGGCAGAGGAGACUCUUAGAGACCCCCAGGUACCCGAGACGUUGAGGAGUUGAAAUGAAAUCUGAGAUGUAACGGGAAGAGGAGUUACCAUGGAGACUGGGCUUGCACAUUUUCCCGUAACCGAUGUCUCACUUUAUGUGCAUUGAUUAUGUGCAGUUACAGUGAAGAGCAAAGCGAGAUUAAGAAAAAUGAACGAAGAAAUUAGAUGAAUGCUUUGGUCAAAGAAGCUGUAUGUACAUCCACGAAUUGAUGCGGCCCAGGUCUAGACUGCUGGCUAAGCGAGGCCUCCCAACCAUCCGUGAGGGUUCGGAGGAGCUCGUGCAUGACCUGAACCAGACCAACAGCCAGCACAGCAGUGCACAGGACUACUUCCACUCCAUCUGCCAGCUGGCCCAGCCUACUUUCCCUUUGCACGAGCCAGACCGUGACAUCCUGUCCAUCGGCAGGCUGGACUCUCCGAAGCCAUGUUUGCGCCCGCACCGUUUGCGCCAGCUUGUGCAGCCCCUAACCCACCCCGGUGGCACCUCGACAACCCAGUCACCCAAAGUGGAGACACCAGGGCCUUCUUACUCAGAUCCAGAGCAAGCCCAAAGCUCAGAGCAGGACUGCCCAACUUCCACUGACCCCCUGGAGUACCUCUACGGCUACAGAGACGCAGAAGCUUCCUCUUCCUCCUCCAGAAGGGGCAGCAUUCCCCUUCGCAGGGCACGCAGCGUGCCCUGCCCCGGUCUUGACGUCCGGAACAAAAGCACUUGCCCUGAUCUGCGUCUACCAGAGUCUGUCCCCUCUCCUGUUGUGCCACAGCGCUCGCCGCUCAGCAGAAAGAAGCUAGAUGGCGGCAAGGUCGACGGCGCCCAUUGCGGUUCGAGGGCAAAGAGCAGCCGCAGCAUGGACAAACAAACAAUCGUGUCGCACUGGAUCUCCGAGUGCCGGAGCGCAUGGAGGGAAGCCCGUAUCCGUGCCUGCAUGCUACCCGCCAUCGCCGAGAAGUAAAGCUGCUCCGGUUUCUCGCUAGCUCUAUCUCCACUCGAUGUCGAAAAAAAAAAACAUUUAUCAAUAUCACAACUAGAGGAAUGAUGUGACUUCACGGUUUCAGGUUUAAAUGCCUAACCAUUUUUAGGUGUAAACUAAGCAAAAGUGACCCUAUAGAUGGUGACGUGUUAAUGCCACACCACAGUGUAGAGUUACGCUAAAUGUCAGUGAUUUAAACUGGUCAGUGUCAGUCCAGUCAUGUCCAGUUGUGAUCAAUAACUGUAUUGAUUGUUGGAAGACAUUAACAUUGUUUGGUGAUUUGAAAAUGGAAAAAAAAAAUAAAUAAAUCAAACGUUCAAUAUGCUUUUACUACAAUAGAAUGCUCUGUACCUACAUUUUUAGAUGCUAGAAAAUGAUCCGAUGUCAGGACAAUGCACAAAAUGAUAUCACUGUGUGUUUAUUAUAAGAUUUCUUUGCAUUAUUUUUUUAGUGUCCUGUUUGCGUAAGUCAUACCGUAUAUGGCAGCUAAGGCAAAGCAUCGACGUCGUCAGGAUCUGUGCCGACAAUGACGUCCCGAGAUAUUUCUGAGAGAUUCCAGACAUCUAAUUUAUCCUGAACCAGGGAACUAAUAUAAGAAUGCUGUUUUUGUUACCCUCCUCCUAUUCGGCCUCGUGUAUCUGAAAGAACCGUACGUACAUCGAAAAGACAAUCUGUGGGUGAAUAUAUUUAUGGUUUAUUUAUGAAGUAUUCCCAAA